Messenger RNA from Austrofundulus limnaeus, 6027 nucleotides. It is a transcript of the gene usp54b, whose product is annotated as ubiquitin specific peptidase 54b. Gene Ontology annotation, molecular function: cysteine-type deubiquitinase activity. Gene Ontology annotation, biological process: protein deubiquitination. NCBI's taxonomy places the organism in Eukaryota, Metazoa, Chordata, Actinopteri, Cyprinodontiformes, Rivulidae. The record is from RefSeq and is a predicted model, not a curated record.
CCCCCCCUCUCUCUCUCCGUGGUUUGAUCACACGGUCGGACACGCGAGCAGGACGGAGACUGGCGGCGUCAGCGGCCGGGGCGAGCGGCACAAGGAGCGGGCUUCAUCACGGCAGGAGGCACCGGCGGGGUCAGCUCACCGGACAGAGUGAAAAGAAGAAGAAGAAAGCACCACAGUCCCCACAUAGGAGCAGCAGUGCUGUCCAAGCUUCAUUUAUCUGACAGAAUCCGCCAAAGGAUGCUUUGGAACUGCUCUCGUGGCUUCAAACUCAGACUUCUAAAUCUACGAAGCUAAAAUCAGAAAAUCAAAAGCCGGCCACUGGCCCUUACAAAUCCACCAGUUUUUAAGUAAACACGUCUGGAGAGUAGGAGGUUUGUAUGGGGGCCAAAUCCCUCUCCAAGGCACAAAGCGUCUCCUCAGUUUACAGCCAUCCACUAGUUCCUCCUUCCAGUUCUUCCCGCUCCUCCUUCCUUUCAUUCUCCAUCUUUCUCUCCCAUGGGAGUGACAUAGAGGUUUUCGCUCAGCUUUCUGCCUUGCCCCUUUUCUGCACCGCUGUGGAAACGGGGACGUCCACCAGGUAGGGAUGUCGUGGAAGAGGAACUACUUUGCGUCAGGCGGCGGGGCGGCUGCCGGGGUGCAGGGGUUGGUGACCCCGAGAACUAUGACCUCCAUUGCACCCAGCAAAGGCCUGAGCAACGAGCCGGGACAGAACAGCUGCUUCCUAAACAGCGCUCUGCAGGUUUUGUGGCAUCUCGACAUCUUCCGCAGAAGCUUUCGGCAGCUCACCACUCAUAAGUGCAUGGAGGACUCGUGCAUCUUCUGCGCAUUAAAAAGUAUCUUCGCUCAGUUCCAGUUCAGCAGCGAGCGAGUUCUGCCAUCUGAUGCACUGCGGAGCGCUUUGGCCAAGACGUUCCAGGACGAGCAACGCUUUCAGCUGGGCAUCAUGGACGACGCCGCCGAGUGCUUCGAGAAUCUCCUGAUGCGUAUCCACUUCCACAUCAGCGCGGAGAGCAGGGAGGACAUCUGCACCGCCAAACACUGCAUACCGCACCAGAAGUUCGCCAUGACUCUAUUCGAGCAGUGUGUGUGUAACAGCUGCGGAGCCACGUCGGACCCCCUGCCCUUCAUUCAGAUGGUUCAUUACAUCUCCACCACGUCCCUCUGUAACCAGGCAGUGAGGAUGCUGGAGUGCAAAGAGAAACCCACACCGGAUAUGUUUGGAGAGCUGCUUCGCAACGCCAGCAACAUGGGAGACCUGCGUAACUGUCCUUUGUUCUACCGUGUGACAGACGAGAGGGCUCGCCAGGCGGAGCUCUACUUGGUGGGGAUGGUGUGCUACUAUGGCAAGCACUACUCCACCUUCUUCUUCCAGACUAAGAUACGCAAGUGGAUGUACUUUGAUGACGCUCACGUCAAAGAGAUCGGCCCAAAGUGGAAGGACGUAGUGUCUCGCUGUAUCAAAGGCCACUAUCAGCCCCUGCUGCUGCUCUACGCUGACCCCCGAGGGACGCCAGUGAUACUGCAGGAGAGCCCAAACCCUUGUGCCAGCUCCAACCCGCAGCUGGAGCUCCAGCACUGCAGCAGCAAAGCUGGUUACGACAGCGAAGACUCGGGUCGAGAGCCAUCCAUCUCCAGCGACACUCGCACCGAUUCUUCAACGGACAGCUCCAGUCAUCGCACGUCUCGCAGCCGACCCCUGCACCAGUCCACGGGCAGCCGCCUCUCCAGUGAAUCCCAGACCACUGUGGUCUGCAACUACGACAUCGGCCCACCGCCGCUUGGUGCUGAGGCUGGAGAGUCGGCGGUGGAGGGUGAUCCUCGCCACCCCUCUCCCCCGCUGCAGGAGUACAAGGAGACGGCCGUCUUCCUCCUCUCUUCGCGCCGGCCCCUCACCUCCUCCUCCUCCUCCUCUCGACCGCUGUCCUCCUCGUCCUCGUCGGGGGUCGGGGGCUGCGAGGGAGGGGCGGGGGGCCCCCAUUGGGAGGAUGAGAGCACGAGCAGCGAGAGCAAGUCCAGUUCUUCUGGAGGCCAUUACCGGCCAACCUGGAGGCCCAGGAGAGAGGCCCUGAACAUYGACAGCAUCUUUACCCGACAAAGAGACUCAUCUCUGGGCUACAACUCUGUAUUGGACCCCACUCUCCCUCCAGCUCCUCAGGAGCCUCCCCCCUUGGUGGGAUCACAGCCAGGGCUGGAGGACAAGAGGGAAGUCGGGGAGGUGGGAUUCGGGCUGGUCGGACAGCCCCAGUCUUUGGGCGGUGGACGGACGAUGGGUCCCCCUGCUCCACCGCCUCUGAGAGGGGUGGAGCACCAGCCACGUCUGAUCCAGAGGAUGGAGAGUGGCUACGAAAGCAGCGAGAGGAACAGCAGCAGUCCUGACAGGGAAGUGGGGCAACAAAAACGGGCGCUGAUGUCAGGACCUUCGUGGCGUUCGGUGCCCAAGUCAAAAAGCAGCGGGGCCAUCAUGCAGGAGCUGCCGGCGCCCAGCUGGGUCGGCGGCACAAAUACAGGCUCAGGGCGCAGUGAGCUGGAUGAGCUGCAGGAGGAGGUGGUGAGGAGAGCUCGCCAGCAGGAGCAGCAGAAGAGGAAGGAGGCUGAACAGGAGGCAGCCAAGGGAUUUAACCCCAGACCCAGCAAAUUCAUGGACCUGGACCAGCUCCAGCACCAGGCUGUGCUCAGACCCCUGCAUGAGGCUAACGCGCAUAGCGGAUUGGCUGUAGCUGCGUGCAUGAGGAGCACUGGGGGCCCAAUCAAACGCAGGCAGGAACAGGAAACGGAACCGGACAUGGGAAACGUCCACCCUCAGGGGCCUCGCAGUGAACAGCCUGGCUCGGUCCAAGUACUGCUGACGCCCAAUCAGGAGGAGGAAGAGGACCAGGCAAUGCCCAGCCAGGAAGCCGCUCAGGGCCAGGACCCGCCCCCUCCACCCUACCGGCCUCGGCCUACGCUCACCCUCAGCAUCGCUCACCCCUACGGCCCGUCCAGUCACGGGGAGGAGGAAGGCGAGGACGGGAGGGAGGCGACGGGGGUGAGGCUGUGCGAGCUGCUGCAGGCUGGAGGGGUGAGCGUCAGACCCCUGGGGAAGCACUUAGCCAUCUCCCUACCUUCGCUUCCCCUGCGUCUCUGGGACACGCACGUCACACAUACCUCCCUCUCUGCACACCUCAGAAACACACGCUCCCCACCUCCCCCGUCACCUCCUCUGGAAACUUUGGGGCAAAGGAAACCCCUCGCGCCACUCUGGCAGCCCCCGCAGCCCCAUUCCCCCGACGACAGGGCUCAUCACCGACAGCAGUGCGGAGCCGCGGCUGACGGCAGCACGCGUCACUGGUCCUCCUGGAGCUUGGACCGCCCAGACGCCGUGGUGUCGCCAUACGACACGCCGCCCGACCGCUGCGUCCCCAUCAGGCCGCAGACGCCCAGCCAGAACUACAGCUACAGCUGCCAGUCCUCUCCAGGGCACUACAGCUCCCAGCAUGCACUGGGGCGGCAGGGUAAUCCCUGCUGUGACCGAGAAGAGGCUGAGCUGUCUGAGCUGGACUCCCUUUACCAGGCCAGUCUGCAGGCUGGAAGGACAGGCUGCAGCCCAUCUGAGAGACUGAUAUCCCGGAUGGGGGGGCAGGUGCGAUCCAAGACCCCCAGCGCAGACAUGGAGAGGAGUGUGUACGGGGCGGACGGCACCGAUCCCUCCACCUACCUCAACAAGCCAGUGAUGCUGCGGGAUCCGCGUCUGGGGGCGGGGCCUGAUGAUGGGGAGAACCAGAGGCGAAUCGGACGCAGCCUGAGCGGCACGAUGGUGACCUCGCGCCGCAGCCGCCUGACUGCAACCCGCAGCUUUGAUCUGUCGGGCAGUGCAGGCAGUUUCUGGCUGUGUCUGACGGGGGUCAAACUGCCCUCGGACCAGAGUCCUGCUCUGUUUCACUGAUGUCUCAUCCUGUCCACCUUUCCCACGGAGCAGCAGCGCUGUGGUCCAAGACGGCGCCAMCUUGACAACCUGCAAUUGGCUCAGACAGGUCGAUCAUAUCGACACCUGUCCUGUUUAUCAAUCUUCUUCAAAGGACUUACACACACGCACGCACACACACACACACACACGCACACACAUAUCUGCACUGAUGACGAGCCUCCCUCAGCACCUGAAGCACCCCGCUUAGCCUCUCCUUGCCUUUUUGCCCCCUUUGACCUUUGAUUCUGUCUAUGCAGUCACUCUGACCCCUUAACUACAACCUCAACCUACCCCUCCUUUACUCCCUCGAACUGUUUCCUGUCUCCCUCUGGGUUCUGUGUAGUCGGCCUGGUCCAGCUGGGACCAGAGCUCCACCCAGCAGGACCCUCAGCUCAAUGGGAGACUCUUAACCAAGUAGCCACGCCUCUUCCUCUUUCUUCAUGGGCAUUUCCUGUUUGACGCACAUGUAGCUGAACUGAACCUGUUUCAGAUGGACAGCCAUAUUUUCUUCUUAUCUUCUUAUGUUUUUUUUUUGGCUUUUGUUGUUUUGGUUCCUCCUGCGUGUGGGCGCACAGUUAAUCCACGAGACUGAACUCUACUGACUAAAAGUCGUGUACAGAAAAAAAAUACUCAUGUAUGAAACCUGUAUGUUCAUUAAUAAGACCUUAUGGAAUGUUGAUAAUUAACAAAUAUUGAUAAAAAGUGGUACUUCCUCAUGUCUGCAUUUCAAGUAGGAGUGGAGUGCACUUCACAAGUGUCUAGCUGGAGUUUCUGCCCCCCCUAAACCGGACCUAAUGACAGCUCUCCCGUUUCUACUGGGAGAUUUAACAAGAAAAGCGCUUCCCUUUUCAUUUUGUUUCUUUUUCUCUGCACCUUCACCUCUGUCUUUUCUUUCAUUUAACCUAAUUGCGGUAUUUAAUUCUUGCUUGCUCUCUUUGUUCUGAACGGGAAAUCUGCGGUAGCGCAAACAGGCCAGCAGGCGAGGAGUGUGGAGAGGGAGAAUGUAGAGGAGGGAAACUCGCCUCUUAGGCUUUUAUCAGUCGAAGCAGACGAACUCAAGUGCACUUUGCAGGAAGAAGUGCACUUUCCGGAAGGUUCCUUUUUUCUUUUUUUUCUUGACCAAGAAGCAGGUGAAGAGAGGUUGGCGGUGUUUAUUUUACUUCGACGCCUCAGGUGAACUUCAUUGGCACCUAUAAAGUCACUCUUUCUUAUUCCUUCUCUCCCACUGAAGCAGGUUUUGAGACCCAGACGGGAACAAAAACGGCACACAUUCAGCCUGAUCCAAUACCAUGUCUGAUAUAAAUAUGCUUUAUAUGAUGAAUAUGUAUUAGAGGUAUAUUUUCAGCCAAUCAUCUAUCUUGAGAGAUGUCAACCAUUCCUCGGUGGUAUGAACAUUCAUGAGCCCUCACAAACGAGUAGCAUUCUGACACGUGUACGGUACAUUUAUUAUAUGCUUUAUUCUAUAUAAAUGAACAAAAACCUUAUGAAGCAAAUGGCCAAUGUAAAGUUUUGCAAGAAUGUUGAUUGAUCCUUGUAACUAAACCAAAGGUUGGCACUUAACUUGUUAUUUUUAUUGUUCACUUAGGUUCAUUACUUGUUGAUCUUUUUGUUUUGUUUUGUUUUAGUUGUGGAUGUGGGAGAAUGUAGCCAAUUGUAGCGCAUGAGUCCGCUAUGCAAAUUCCCUCACAGUAUCAGAGACAGUCAGGAGGCAGACACACCCACCCACUGGGGCAGGGGGGCUCCCAUGUACGAGGAUGAGGAGGAGAUCUCAUGUUUAUUGCUGCUGAUGUUGUUCUGUACGUUUCGGCUGAUAGAAUGUGAGGAUGGAGCAACGAGGAGGAGGAGGUGACGAAAGUAGAAAUGGAACAACUGAAUGUAAACUCGAUCAGUGUGUGUUUGUGAUUGACAGUCGAAGGCGGAGAAAUGUGGGGAAAAAACUACWGAAGAUGGCCUUUUUUUGUGGGUGUGUGUAGACUGAGUGUGUGUCAGUUUCGGGGAUCGUGUUGCUCGGGGAAAGAGGGAACCUGUAUUUUUGCAAUAAAGUUAUUACCAAUGCACUCCCGCAGGGGGCGUAACCACCAUGA